AUGCACACGACCCAGAAGGACACGACGUACACCAAGAUCUUCGUCGGGGGGCUGCCCUACCACACCACCGACGCCAGCCUGCGCAAGUACUUCGAGGUCUUCGGCGAGAUCGAGGAAGCGGUGGUCAUCACCGACCGGCAGACCGGCAAGUCGCGGGGCUAUGGAUUUGUCACCAUGGCUGACCGAGCUGCUGCUGAAAGGGCUUGCAAGGAUCCCAACCCUAUCAUUGAUGGCAGAAAGGCCAAUGUGAAUCUGGCAUACUUGGGAGCAAAACCAAGGAUCAUGCAACCAGGUUUUGCCUUUGGUGUUCAACAACUUCAUCCAGCCCUUAUACAAAGACCUUUCGGGAUACCUGCCCACUAUGUCUACCCACAGGCUUUCGUGCAGCCUGGAGUGGUGAUUCCACACGUUCAGCCAGCCGCAGCUGCGGCCUCCACCACACCCUACAUCGAUUACACGGGAGCCGCGUAUGCUCAGUACUCAGCUGCAGCUGCUGCUGCUGCUGCAGCCGCUGCCUAUGACCAGUACCCCUAUGCAGCCUCCCCUGCUGCUGCUGGAUAUGUCACCGCUGGAGGCUAUGGCUAUGCUGUUCAGCAGCCCAUCACCGCCGCUGCCCCUGGGACGGCAGCUGCCGCAGCUGCUGCGGCUGCUGCCGCAGCUGCAUUUGGCCAGUAUCAACCUCAGCAGCUGCAAACAGACCGGAUGCAAUAGACCCAGCCAUCUGAUCCAAGUUGAAUCGUUUCCUCUUUUCCCUUCCAAUUUCCCAAGUUUUAGUAGUUCAUGAGAGAGUUAACAUUGACUUAUUAACAGCUUUAAAAAAAAAAAAA
This is a messenger RNA of Dipodomys spectabilis (banner-tailed kangaroo rat), 827 nucleotides long. RefSeq names its product RNA binding motif protein 24 (gene Rbm24). Gene Ontology annotation, cellular component: cytosol. The transcript has 4 exons. Gene Ontology annotation, molecular function: mRNA 3'-UTR binding. NCBI's taxonomy places the organism in Eukaryota, Metazoa, Chordata, Mammalia, Rodentia, Heteromyidae. The coding region runs from base 1 to 711 and encodes 236 amino acids. The record is from RefSeq and is a predicted model, not a curated record.